CACAAUACCAUUCAUUAAUUUCAUAUCCCCCACCAAAAUACAUGGCGGCUGUCACCACCCAAGCAACCGUCGCCGUUCUCCGGCCAUGCGUCUCCAAGUCAAGGUUCCUUUCUGGAUCCUCUGGCAAGUUAUUAGCUCUUAAACCUGCGACUUCAAACACCUCUAUUAGCUCGUUUAAGGUUCAAGCUAAGAAGGGCGAAUGGCUGCCCGGUUUGUCCUCACCAGCCUACCUCAACGGCAGUCUCGCAGGGGACAAUGGUUUUGAUCCGUUGGCUCUAGCAGAGGAUCCGGAGAACCUAAGAUGGUUCGUUCAGGCGGAGCUAGUGAACGGUCGAUGGGCCAUGUUAGGAGUGGCAGGGAUGCUACUUCCAGAGGUGUUUACAAGUAUAGGUAUCAUCAACGUUCCAAAAUGGUACGAUGCGGGUAAGGAAGAAUACUUUGCAUCAUCAUCAACCCUUUUCGUGAUCGAAUUCAUCCUUUUCCACUACGUGGAGAUCCGACGGUGGCAAGACAUUAAGAACCCGGGAAGUGUAAACCAAGACCCUAUAUUCAAGAACUAUAGCUUACCUCCCAAUGAAGUAGGAUACCCUGGUGGGAUCUUUAACCCUCUCAACUUCGCCCCAACUUUGGAAGCCAAAGAGAAGGAAAUUGCAAAUGGGAGAUUGGCUAUGUUGGCGUUCUUGGGAUUUGUGAUUCAGCAUAAUGUGACUGGGAAAGGACCAUUCGACAAUCUGUUGCAGCACCUUUCCGACCCAUGGCACAACACCAUUGUUCAAACUCUGUCUGGAAACAACUAAAAACAACUAGCUUUGCAUUAAGAAACUUGAGCUUUAGCUUCACUACUUACUAUGAACAAGCAAACAAAGGAUAUUAUAUUAUAUAUCAUCCUCCUAUUUGUACAUGGAUAUAAUUACUAAGAGGCUCUUUAAUUUAAUCAGCAAUUUCUUA
Impatiens glandulifera is the source of this 948-nucleotide messenger RNA. Its product is annotated as chlorophyll a-b binding protein P4, chloroplastic. Gene Ontology annotation, cellular component: membrane. The transcript has 3 exons. Gene Ontology annotation, biological process: response to light stimulus; photosynthesis, light harvesting in photosystem I. Bases 42 to 797 code for a protein of 251 amino acids. NCBI's taxonomy places the organism in Eukaryota, Viridiplantae, Streptophyta, Magnoliopsida, Ericales, Balsaminaceae. The record is from RefSeq and is a predicted model, not a curated record.